CUACUACUACUACUACUACUACUGUCACUGCUACAUGUGAGGUUUGGGUGCUCACCUAGCCAACAAAUCAACCUAGCGACGACCCGACCGAACAAAGUCAAGAGUCUUGAACCGACGCAUCAGAAGAUGACAGCAACGCGCCCAACAGUAGUUGUAGGGGAUAAAAAACAAAGAAGGAAGGUAAGAGGUGCUAUAAGCUGCCGUGUGCUACAUGUGCUAUUUUUUUUUAUAAUUUGCAAAACAAAAACAUAUAAAAAGAAGUGGCCCUUUCUUUUCCUUCUUUUUCGUUUCUUUCUCUCUGAACAGCAGCAGUUUGCCCCUUUUUUCUUCCUCUUCCUCUCUUCUUUCUUUGUAGCUUCCAUCCAUUGUAAAGAAAUGCUCAACAAAUACAUUCUACUGUUGGCAUCGCUCACGGCGUUCGGCGCAUCAACAGCCCAAGCUGACGACAUGCUGCGUCGCGUACCAAUGCAUCGUCGCACCAACACCGGUCCCGGUAUGAAGACGGAGCCGAUGACCUAUGACAAUGGCGUGCUUGUAGGCACCGUACAGAUCGGUUCUCCAGCACAAGAGUUCCAUGUCAUGUUUGACACAUCAUCCAGUCUGUCGUGGGUGCCAUCCACCAAGUGCCAUAGCAGUGCUUGUCGCGACUACGGUCAUGCCCCUUACGAUGCCGAGGGCUCGAGCACUGCGUUCUCGCUCAAUCAGAAGCGUUCCAUUCGUUUCGAUGACCACAAGUGUGUCGAUGUCGAGUUAUACACGGAAACCAUGACCCUUGCCGGCCUCACUGUUGAGAACCAGCUCUUUGGCUCAGCAUACAGCGUCAGUAACAUUGGCGACGACAACUACAUCGGUUAUCUUGGUCUCGGCGGUUUCACGGAAGACGGCUCCGCUAACUUUAACGCCACAGACAAGAACAAGAAACAUCUCCACCGUCGUGCCUUCGUCAAUGCCAAUGGUUUUGCCCAGAACGCGUUCCAGACCAAUUACGGCCAGGGCUCACAGCAAUUCGGCAUGGUCACCUACGACCAGAGCGGCUUCUACGGCAAGAAGCGGUGGAACACACCCGAGGCUGAGUUCAUUUUCGGCGGCAUCGACCACGAUGUUUACGACGGCAAAAUCGCCUACUUUGCACUGCCCACCUGCGAAUAUGGCGACUCGCCUUACUGGAAGACGCGUAUGAACUGCAUCAAGCUCGGCAAUCUCGUUGAUAUCAAGCUUGCACACAAGUCACUGGCAUCGUUUAGUAGCAACAGCAACUUUAUCACCGGCCCGAAGCGCCAAGUCGAGCUGUUACACAAAGGAAUGGGUGCUCACUACGACACCGAAUCCCAGACUUACCAUCUCAAGUGCUGCGAAGUCGAGAAGCUGCCUGAUUUGACCUUCACCUUUGACCACUACCAAGUCACUCUGCCACCUACGCUCUGGACCAGAGAAAACGACGACGAAGGUGAAAUGUGUCACACGCUUAUCGCUGGCAAUGGCCAGGAGAAGGAAUGGUCCCUUGGCGGCGCGUUCCUAAACAACUUUUACCACAUCUACGAUCAAAGCAGCCUCAAGGUCGGUCUCGCCUUGCCAAAGGGAGAUUCCAAGGCCAAGAUCAAGAAGAUCGGAAGCCGCAGCAAGAAAAACAACUAAUAAUAAUAAGCGUCACUUGCUCUUUUUACAAACUCCAUUUACCCCUCACCUUCAUUCUGUAGCAUCCCCACCACCGUUUACCAUCAACAGGUUGUAGAUUUCUUCUUUUUUUAAAAAAAAACAACACACACAGAAAAUGAACAUAACAGACAUCGUACAUUACACAUCAACCCUUUCUUCUUAUCAACGUAUAUACUACAUCCAUUUUCCCUUCCUUUUUCUCUUCUUGUAUUUGCUGUAAAACAAACAAUAAAGACCAGUGUACUUUUUUUUUCUUUGGUUCCACA
Molecule: messenger RNA, 1922 nt
Organism: Zychaea mexicana
Lineage: Eukaryota; Fungi; Mucoromycota; Mucoromycetes; Mucorales; Lichtheimiaceae
Product: aspartic peptidase domain-containing protein
Exons: 7
Coding region: 127-1635 (502 amino acids)
Biological process (GO): proteolysis
Molecular function (GO): aspartic-type endopeptidase activity
Source: RefSeq, a predicted model, not a curated record